AUGCAAGCAGCGCGAGUCCCCAAAACAACAAAGCAGCGCGAAAUGUGGCUGCGCACGGGUUACGUCACAUUUGCCGUCGCGGCCCUGUUGACCGUGGUUUUUGCACACCCGUCAAAACCAUUAGCGAAGCCCGACCUUAAGUACCGGCACCAGUUGCCGGGAACACAAAGACAAAAGAGCCUCAGCCCGCUCAGAUUCCGCGCAGAUGGCACGUUCCACAUCUCCAUCUUUGAGGACCUCCACUUUGGGGAAAACGCGUGGGAUGCAUGGGGCCCACAACAAGACGUACAAUCCGUCAAGGUCAUCAACACCGUGCUAGAUUCCGAGCCCGACAUCGACCUCGUCGUGCUUAACGGGGACCUCAUCACCGGCGACAACACCUUCCUCGAAAACAGCACCGAUUAUGUCGACCAGAUCGUCCGCCCCUUCGCCGAGCGCGGCCUAACCUGGGCAUCCACCUACGGCAACCACGACAACCACUUCAACAUCUCGGGCGCGCACAUCCUCGCCCGCGAGAAGCGCUGGGCCAACUCACGCACCACGCAGAUGGUCCCCUCCCCAGACGGCGACGACGUGGGCGUAUCCAACUACUACCUACCCGUCUACCCCGCCGACUGCACCCCUGACGACCCCCCUUCAGCACUCUCUCCCUGCCCGCCCAAACUCCUCCUCUGGUUCUUCGACAGCCGCGGCGGCUUCCGCUACCAGCAACGCAACCGCACCACCAACGCCCUCCUCCCCCUCCCCAACUGGGUCGACGCCCGCGUGGUCAACUGGUUCCGCCAAACCACCACCACCCUCACCCACACCCCCCCCACCAAACACACUGACACCCAAUCCCGGCCCUCGCCUUUCGUGCACAUCCCCCCCCUCCCGCCUUCGCGCACCCCUCCAAGCCCGCGGCAUCCACCCCGCACCCGCCCAGCCCGGGGGCUCGACGACGACGGCCCGCUGGCGCGACAAGCACAGGGGGUGGUGCGCGGACGGGACACCCGACGCGGGGUGUGA
Molecule: messenger RNA, 1008 nt
Organism: Chaetomium globosum CBS 148.51
Lineage: Eukaryota; Fungi; Ascomycota; Sordariomycetes; Sordariales; Chaetomiaceae
Exons: 3
Coding region: 1-1008 (335 amino acids)
Cellular component (GO): cytoplasm
Molecular function (GO): hydrolase activity, acting on ester bonds
Source: RefSeq, a predicted model, not a curated record